This is a messenger RNA of Condylostylus longicornis, 1019 nucleotides long. RefSeq lists its product as uncharacterized. The record is from RefSeq and is a predicted model, not a curated record. Bases 91 to 756 code for a protein of 221 amino acids. The transcript has 3 exons. Lineage: Eukaryota; Metazoa; Arthropoda; Insecta; Diptera; Dolichopodidae.
AUAAUACUAUAAUUAUUAUAGAGUAAAUAAAUAAAUAAAUAUAGGAAAUUGAAUUUAAAAUAAAACCAAACAAAUAGAAAGAAAAAGAAAAUGCGUUCAUUUGUAUUUGGAAGUGUUUGCUUUUUUGGAAUUUUAAGUAUUUGUGUGGCACAAUUUCCAAAUGGAAGAUUUUUGGAACCACCAGUACCACAAUUAUGUGCACAAAGAAUUGUUCAUGAAAGAACUCCAGAUGGAAAAGGAUAUUUUUUCUCAUGGAGGGAUCCACAAUUACGUGGUGUUGAAGAAGAUUGGUUAGGUGCUAGAAAUUUCUGUAGAAAACGUUGUAUGGAUUCCGUUUCACUUGAGACAAGUAACGAAAAUGAAUGGGUAAAAGCACGUCUUGUUAAUGAAAAUCAAAAAUAUAUUUGGACAAGCGGCCGUUUAUGUGAUUUCAAAGGAUGUGAACGUCCAGAUUUACAACCAACAUCAAUAAAUGGAUGGUUUUGGACAGCAACAUUACAAAAAUUAGCACCGACAACUGAUCGUGUACAAGGUGAUUGGUCACCAUCUGGUGGUAUUGGUUUACCACAACCAGAUAAUCGUGAAUUUAAACAAAAUGGUGCACCAGAAAAUUGUUUAGCAUUAUUAAAUCAAUUUUAUAAUGAUGGUGUUAAUUGGCAUGAUGUAGCAUGUCAUCAUCGUAAACCAUUUGUAUGUGAAGAGAAUGAUGCACUCCUAAAAUAUGUCCGGUACACAAAUCCAAAUUUACGUAUUUAAAUACAAAAAAAAUAUUAUAUUAUAAUUAUUUAAGUACGUAAUAUAAAAUUUAAGAAUUCGCGCAUGAAAGUUAAAUAAAAUGUAAAUUUUUUUUCUCUAUAUUAUUUUUCAAUUAUAUUAUUAAUGGAAAAAGAAAAAUUGAAAAAUUUGAAUUUUCAUUAGCAACAAUAAAAAAUUAAACUUUAUUUUUUCUAUUUCUUUUUUGUUUUGUUAUUAAAUUUUAAAAAUUGUAAUACCAAAAAUAUUAAAAAGCAAACGAUUGG